UUCUCCACAAGCUCUUAAUAUCAUAAUCCAACUUCCUUUUAUUUUCUAUACCAAAAGCAUUGCACCUUAACUUCUCCUUCAUGGCCUUCCAACUUGGAGCAAGAGUUAAUGGAAUCACCCCAAACAGUUUGGAGAUUGAUAUUCCUAUGCAUGCAAAUAGAACUCUCAAAACUGAUAAAGAAAGCAACAACAUUGAUUACUUUCAAAGAGCACAGUGGCUUAGAGCAGCCAUGUUAGGAGCCAAUGAUGGACUAAUCACUGUUGCCUCAUUGAUGAUUGGUGUUGGAGCUAUAAAAGAAGACAUCAGUGUGAUGCUUCUUGCAGGUUUUGCUGGUUUGGUAGCUGGUGCUUGUAGCAUGGCGAUCGGUGAGUUUGUGUCUGUGUAUACACAAUAUGACAUAGAGGUAGCUCAGAUAAAAAGAGAAAGAGAAGCUAAUGAUAAUAAUAAUGGAGUAGUUGAUGAUGAAAGUACUGAAAGGGAGAAAUUGCCGAAUCCAUUUCAGGCAGCCUUGGCAUCAGCACUGGCAUUUUCUGUUGGUGCUGUUAUGCCAUUGCUAGCAGCUGCAUUUAUAAAGGAUCAUAAGGUUAGGAUGGGUGUUGUUGCUGCUGUUGUUAGCAUGGCACUGUUAGUGUUUGGAGGAGUUGGAGCAUUGGUUGGAAAAACACCAGUGAUGAGGUCUUGUGUUAGGGUUCUUAUUGGUGGUUGGAUGGCUAUGGCCAUUACUUUUGGUUUCACCAAACUCAUUGGCACUACUGGACUUUGACUUUAACUAGUAAAUGUUUUCAAUUUUCUAUUGUUCUUAAUUAGUACUAUUUAUAUGUCUGAACAUGCAUUGAAUAUUAAUCAAAGUAUGAUCAUCAUUAGUAUUGUUUAAAUAUCAACAAUAAGGCCAAUUGUUAACUAUAAAUAU
Vicia villosa (hairy vetch) is the source of this 911-nucleotide messenger RNA. Its product is annotated as vacuolar iron transporter homolog 4-like. Gene Ontology annotation, cellular component: membrane. Gene Ontology annotation, biological process: intracellular manganese ion homeostasis. The transcript has a single exon. Gene Ontology annotation, molecular function: iron ion transmembrane transporter activity; manganese ion transmembrane transporter activity. Lineage: Eukaryota; Viridiplantae; Streptophyta; Magnoliopsida; Fabales; Fabaceae. The record is from RefSeq and is a predicted model, not a curated record. Bases 81 to 764 code for a protein of 227 amino acids.